This is a messenger RNA of Corylus avellana, 943 nucleotides long. Its product is annotated as MADS-box protein defh21. Lineage: Eukaryota; Viridiplantae; Streptophyta; Magnoliopsida; Fagales; Betulaceae. Gene Ontology annotation, cellular component: nucleus. Gene Ontology annotation, molecular function: DNA-binding transcription factor activity; RNA polymerase II transcription regulatory region sequence-specific DNA binding; protein dimerization activity. The record is from RefSeq and is a predicted model, not a curated record. Gene Ontology annotation, biological process: positive regulation of transcription by RNA polymerase II.
CUUCAUGCCAACUUCAAAUCAAACAAGCUAGAGAAGAAAGAAAAGGAAGCUUAUAUUCAGCACCAAAAGGGUAGGGUUUGGUUUCCAUUUUUUUUCUGAGAAAAUGGGGCGGAGAAAGUUGCCACUCUCAAGGAUAGAAAACCCAGCAGCAAGGCAUACAACCUUUGUGAAACGCCGACAAGGGCUGUUCAAGAAGACACAUGAACUUUCUGUGCUUUGUGAUGCCCAGAUCGCCCUCAUCAUCUUCUCUACCUCUGGAAAGUUGUUCCACUACUGCAGUGAGAGUGAGCCUUCCGGCAUGGAGCACAUCAUAGAAAGGUAUCAGAAUUCAACAGGGACUCAAAAUCCAGAAAACAAUGAUCCCCAGCUGGAGGAAGCCAUGCAUGGCGAAUUGAGAAUGAUGCAAAAAGAAAUCCUGAAUCUUCAAUGGAGUUUGAAACGUUUCACUGGUGAGGACUUGAGUUCCAUAAGAUUUGAGGAUUUAGAUCAACUUGAGCAGCAGCUCCAAUGCUCAGUCAAUAUGGUUCGAGCAAAGAAGUUUGAUCUCUUACAACAGCAGAUGGGUAAUCUUCAGAUGAAGGAGAAAAUGCUUCAAGACGAAAAUGAUCAAAUAUACCAUCUGAUCAAGGAGAAGCAGGCAGCAUUAAUGGAGCAUCAUCGAAUGGGUAUGGUUCCAAACACUGAGGAACAUAGACAUGUGCUUGAACAAUUCCCAUUCUCUGGGGAAGAGCAACCCAGUGGUGUUCUUCAGCUGGCGACCAGGUUGCCUUCAGUUUUUAACCCAUACCAUCUCCUGCCUGCUCAGCCCAACCUUCAAGAUUUCAUGAAUCUCCAUCACCCUAAUCGUCCCUGAGAAUUAGUUUGACAAUGACUCUUCAAAAGGGCCUCCGGUUUCAGGAAGAACGUGGUGACCGACUUCGUGUCAUUUUGGCAUAUCACCAAC